Messenger RNA from Erigeron canadensis, 2085 nucleotides. Its product is annotated as probable receptor-like protein kinase At5g59700. Gene Ontology annotation, biological process: protein autophosphorylation. Gene Ontology annotation, molecular function: ATP binding; transmembrane receptor protein tyrosine kinase activity. Lineage: Eukaryota; Viridiplantae; Streptophyta; Magnoliopsida; Asterales; Asteraceae. The coding region runs from base 1 to 1677 and encodes 558 amino acids. The transcript has 4 exons. The record is from RefSeq and is a predicted model, not a curated record. Gene Ontology annotation, cellular component: plasmodesma; nucleus; plasma membrane.
AUGUCCUUACUUAAUGAGUUAGAGAGCCUUAGGAUACCCUUUGCUGAUAUUAAAGAAGCCACUAAAAACUUCACUACAGUUAUUGGAAAGGGUGGAUAUGGCUUGGUUUACAGAGGAGAACUCUUGCUUUCUGGUAAACUUAACACUGUUGCCAUUAAGCGCUUAGAUAAUACCGUUUCCGGUCAAGGGUUUAAGGAGUUUUUAACAGAGAUUUACAUGCUCACUCGUUAUAAACACCCAAACCUCAUCCCCCUCAUCGGUUUUUGCGACCAAGACAAUGAGAAAAUCCUCAUUUAUGAGCACGCCGAACGUGGAAGUCUGGACAAGUACUUAAGUGCUGCUGAAAAAAGAUCUAAACUGACAUGGGGGCAACGGAUCAAUAUAUGCGUCAACACAGCUCGUGGUGUCAAUUAUCUUCAUAACGGAGUUGCAACAAAUGAAAGAGUUAUCCACAGAGAUAUUAAAAGUGCAAAUGUUUUGUUGGAUCGAAAUUGGAAAGCAAUGAUUUCAGAUCUUGGGCUAUCAAAAUUAGGCCGUGCUAAUGAGAAAGACACAUUUCUCAUUACUAAUGCUUCUGGAACACAUGGUUAUUGUGAUCCGGUAUAUAUUAGUUCAGGGAUCCUUACAAAAGAAUCAGAUGUCUAUUCCUUUGGUGUCGUUAUGUUUGAAAUACUAUGUGGGAGGCUGUGCUUUUUAAAUGUACACAAUGAACACCGGUUUCUACCUCCAUUGGCCCAACGCUACUGCAAGAUAGGGAAAAUAGAUGAGAUUAUUGAUCCCGCAUUGAAAAACCAGAUUGACUCAGAUUCUUUAAUUAAGUUCUCAAAGAUUGCAUCUCAAUGCUUGCAUAAUAAUCGCAAACGAAGGCCCUCGAUGCGUACGGUGGUGAAGAAACUUGAGGAACUUGAAAAAGCAUUAGAAUUCCAACAACGACAAGACACAGACCAGUUAUUAGGUAAAACACAAACAGUAAUGGGCGGAGCAGUGCCAACAGGAGGUGAGCCUCCAAACAGGGCAAAACAGUUUAAGCGUAGUUUAGAUGACAUGCAGAACAACUUCAUUUCAACAAUGGUGAAGACUACAAAGAGAGUGCAUGACAUUCACAUUUCAGAUUCUAUGCAGCGAGAGUCCUUGUUUGAAGCAGAUAAAGUAGAACCUGAUCAACCUAAAUCAGAACACCUGUUUAAUUGGGAGAUAGCUAAAUUUACUGAUAACGGUGGUUUGGUAGAUGUUGAAGGGGUUGAAAAGUUAAUACAGGUCAUGAAACUUGAAAGUUGUAAAGAAAACGUGCAUAUAGCUCGCCGAGUUAUGCUUGCUGAUGUUAUUUCAGUUACUGGUAACAAAAACUGUCUCAUUCAGUUUGUAGAGAGCAGGGGUGUACAUGUUUUAGAUGAGUGGCUUCAGGAGGUCAAUACGGGAAAGAUUGGUGAUGGUACUAGUAUCAAAUGGAGUAACAAUUCCAUUGAGGAAUUUCUUUUUGCUUUACUUCAUGCACUCGAUGUAUUGCCUGUGAAUCUUCAUGCUCUACAGAUGUCUAAUGUGGGGAAAAAUGUGAAUCAUUUACGCAGUCACCAAAAUUCAGACAUUCAAAAGAAAUCUAGGAGCCUUGUAGACAAGUGGAAGAUGAUGGUAUUAGAACUGAAAUAUAAACGAAAAUUGCAAUGCAGAAUAAUAUGAAUGCUAAGAACUCCUGUGUUUAUUCAAUACUGUUUUGGUGCAUGCAAUACAUGAUUACAUAGCCACCUAUUUAUAGAUAAAACACAACAGUAGGAUUCAACUAAAAAUAUGCAACUGCCCUAUAGACUACGUAUCUUCCGGCAGACUAGACAUUAGAAGCCUUAUUAAAAUGAUGUGUAGAAUCUGAAAUGAGCAUCAGUACAACACAAUCUGGCACCACUUGAAGUCUCUCCAAGUAGUUGACAAGUAACUGGAUCAUCUAAUGUUGACGCCUUCAUGUCUACUUCACCUCCUUCUGCAUUUGAGACGUCAACAGGGCAAACCAAAAUAUGGUGAAGGCCAUUUCAACUUAUCAGUAACUGAAAUGAAGAACGCGUUGGAUAGUAAUCAGAGAAACAGUGUUUAGCU